This is a messenger RNA of Lucilia cuprina (Australian sheep blowfly), 1207 nucleotides long. Its product is annotated as ribosomal RNA-processing protein 8. The transcript has a single exon. NCBI's taxonomy places the organism in Eukaryota, Metazoa, Arthropoda, Insecta, Diptera, Calliphoridae. Bases 16 to 1086 code for a protein of 356 amino acids. The record is from RefSeq and is a predicted model, not a curated record. Gene Ontology annotation, molecular function: methyltransferase activity. Gene Ontology annotation, cellular component: nucleolus; rDNA heterochromatin; chromatin silencing complex. Gene Ontology annotation, biological process: cellular response to glucose starvation; rDNA heterochromatin formation; regulation of transcription by glucose.
CAAUUCCUAUCGAAAAUGAAAUUUUUUGUACCCUCAGCUUUUGAUAAAAGUACAGAGGCUGUAAAAUUUAAGCCUACCCAAUUGGCAAUUGAACAAAGUUCUAGCAAAAUCGAGAAAAACAAAAAGAAUAAAAAGAAAAAGUCGAAAAAAGCAAACGAACAUGAAUCGGUACCACACAAAGGUAAAGGACCAUUGGCUCCUCAUUUGCUAGAAAGUGAUGAUGAUGUUAUGCCCGAUACGAAUAAAGUCAAGAAGGGUAAAGUAGAGAAAAAGAAAAAUAACAAAAAGCAACAAAAACAAAAGCUUAAACCCUCACCGGCUCUAAGUAAAGCCAUACAGGAGACUAUAGCAUUGGCCAAAAAUGAUCCCAACGAUAAUGAUGAUGCCAUGGAAGAUGAUGAGACCCCAACAGCCACUGCGCCGGCAAAUUCCUUUGAGGCCAAACUUAAGGAACAACUAAUGGGAGGACGUUUUCGUUUUCUUAACGAACAACUCUAUACCAUGAAUAGUAAAAAGGCUGAGAAUUUAUUUAAACAGGAUCCUGAAGCUUUUAAAGCCUAUCACGAUGGUUACCGUCAUCAAGUUGAGAAAUGGCCCUUAAAUCCUUUGGAUCGUAUUAUAAAAAUGAUUAAGAAAUUGCCCAAAUCUUUAGAAAUUUGCGAUUUUGGUUGCGGUGAGGGCAAGCUGGCAAAAUCAGUACCCCAUAAAGUAAUCUCCAUGGACUUGGUAAGCUGUCGUGAUGAUAUUAUAGCCUGCGAUAUGGCUGAGACUCCCUUAACCACCCAGUCUUUGGAUGUGGCUGUCUACUGUCUCUCCCUAAUGGGCACCAAUCUAAAAGAUUAUCUUCUCGAGGCUAAUCGUGUUUUAAAAAUGGAUGGUUUAAUUUAUAUAGCAGAGAUACAAUCACGUUUUGAUAAUGUUAAAGAUUUUGUUAAGAAAUUGGAUACAUUUGGUUUUCAACUCAUACGUCAAGAUGUCGGUCAAAAGGUGUUCUAUUUCUUUCAAUUCAAGAAAGUGCGUAAUGUAGGUAAAGUUGCUAAUGUACCGCAGUUGGCUUUAAAGCCCUGUUUGUAUAGAAAACGUUAAGCAGCAGUUUGUGUCGAGCGUAAAGAAGGGCAUAGGUGAUCAUUUAAUUGUUUUAAGUUAAAUUACAAAUUAAUUACAUAAAUUAUGUAAAUAAAAAUAAAAUUUAUAUUAAAGGACUGAA